GCCCCACGUGUGUCAAGCUGGGCCAGUGGGCCAGCACCCGCAGGGACCUCUUCUCGGAGGCCUUCUGUGAUGAGUUCUCCAAGCUGCACGUCGAGGUGAGCCCGCACCCCUGGGGCCACACCGACGAGCUCUUGAGGAAGGCCUUCGGUGAGGGCUGGACGGGCUUCCUCAAGUUCCCGAGCCGGGAGCCGGUGGGCUCGGGCUGCGUUGCCCAGGUGUAUAAAGCCUAUGCUGACCUCGCCGCCAUCGGCGGCUCCCGGGCCCAGGAGCUGGAGCAGCGCUCGGAGCUCAGGUCCGCCUUUGAAGCGUGGCAAGUGUCAGGCUUUAGAGGCCUCCUCGGGUGGCUGAGGAGGAGGAAGAGCAAGGAGAUACGGGAUGAGAGGAGCAGGGAGGAACUGAGUUCUGCAGGCUGCUCCCAGGGAAGUUCCGGGACUAGGAUGUCCCUUAUGGAGCAGAGGGCCAAGCCACUCCCGAACGCAGACCCGUCAUCAGCCAGACAUCUCGUGCCUGUAGCCAUUAAAGUGCUGCACCCUGGGCUGGUCCACCAAGUGCAGAUGGAUCUGUUUCUCAUGAAGAUGGGCAGCCGCAUCAUUGGACUCCUCCCCGGGUUCAAGUGGCUCAGUUUGACAGAGAUUGUGGAGGAGUUUGAGAAGCUUAUGAUGCAGCAGAUUGACUUACGCUACGAAGCCAGAAAUCUGGAGCGCUUCCGACAGAAUUUCCUAGAUGUCGAUUUUGUGAAGUUUCCAACUCCCCUUUGGCCCUUGGUAACAGCAGAUGUUCUAGUGGAAACAUUUGAGGAGAGUGAGCCCAUCUCACACUACCUGCACGUGGGGAUCGGCACGGAGCUGCGGCAGAGGCUGGCCAGGAUGGGCAUGGACAUGCUGCUAAAGAUGAUCUUUGUUGACAACUUUGUCCACGCCGACCUGCAUCCCGGGAACAUCCUGGUUCAGGGCAGCGCCCGCCCAGAGCUGUGUGACAGCCGGGUGCCAGAGCUGUGUGACAGCCAGGUGCUGGAGGUGCAGCCAGCCCUGCAGCAGCUGUGCCUGGUGCUGCUGGACGCAGGGAUCGUGGCGGAGCUGCAGAGUGCCGACAUGCAGAACUUCCGUGCCGUGUUCACGGCUGUGGUCCAGGGACAGGGGGAGAGGGUGGCAGAGCUGAUCCUGCACCAUGCCCGUGCCAACCAGUGCCAGGACAUCGAGCGCUUCAAGGCUGAGAUGGCAGAGCUUGUGACCAAGGUCCGGGGGAACACCAUUGCCCUGGGCAAGCUUCAGGUGGGAAAUCUCCUCUCCAGUGUCUUCAAACUACUGAUGACCCAUAAGGUGAAGCUCGAGAGCAAUUUUGCUUCCAUCAUCUUUGCCAUCAUGGUUCUGGAAGGACUGGGACGUUCACUGGACCCUGAACUGGACAUCCUGGAGGCAGCCAAGCCACUGCUCAUCAAAACCGCAGCUUCUGCCCUCAGAUAGACUCCUGUGGCUGCUGCCCUCUCCCUGUGGUGGGGAUUUCCCUGUGCUGUGCUGCCUGGGAGCUGCCACGGAGGAGGCUGAAGGUGAGAAGUCACAGGUUCCCAGGGAUGUGGCUGCUCUCCACUAACGCUGCCUGCAGUCAUUUCAGCCGAGCAUGGGAUGAUCAGAAGGUCUAUUCUGGGAUGAUCAGAAGGUCUAUUCCAGAAAGCAGGAAGAAUUUGCACAAUUGGACAUUUCCCACUCAUUGCAUAGGUCUAAGAGCUAAUGUGCUCUGGUAGUUUUUAAAAGCAUCUUCAGAAAGAUGUUAACUGAUCAAGUCUGUUUUAAAAUACAUCAGGUUAAAUAUUUAAUUUACUGACUUACCUGCACUGUGGUAUGAGAAAUUAUGUUCUAGCAUCUAAGCAGCACAUUCAGGCUGAAAAAGGCCAAUAAACCUGUUUGUCUUUUGUACUUUUAACUUCUACUUUUAUUGUAGAAGUGUCCUAACAUCCUGCAUGUAGUGGUCUGCUCUUAGUCAUUUUGGAUGACAAAACCAGACCAUUUAAAUUUUUUCUCAAACUUCUGUACUCUAGUACAUUAAAAUAGGAGUUUGAAUUAUAAACAGCAUAAUAAAAUAUCUACCUAGGCAGAAAAACCUAAUUCCAUAAUAAAAAACAACUUCUGGGAAUA
This is a messenger RNA of Zonotrichia albicollis (white-throated sparrow), 2132 nucleotides long. It is a transcript of the gene ADCK2, whose product is annotated as aarF domain containing kinase 2. NCBI's taxonomy places the organism in Eukaryota, Metazoa, Chordata, Aves, Passeriformes, Passerellidae. Gene Ontology annotation, cellular component: mitochondrion. The record is from RefSeq and is a predicted model, not a curated record.